GGCCUUCCGCCCCCGGCCGCGGCGCAAUGCGGAAGAGAUGGGCCUGUUGGAGCGGAAGUGACGUCUCCGGCGGCUGUGGCGGCGGCGGCUGCGGGAGAAGGAGGAGGAGGAGCCGGAGGAAGCGGGCUGCCUCUGAAGAAAGGAGAAUGGCGUUUAGCAAAGGAUUUCGGAUCUAUCACAAAUUGGAUCCCCCACCUUUCAGCCUCAUAGUGGAAACUAGGCAUAAGGAAGAAUGUCUCAUGUUCGAGUCUGGGGCUGUUGCCGUGCUCUCAUCUGCAGAGAAAGAGGCAAUCAAGGGCACAUAUUCCAAAGUGCUGGAUGCGUAUGGACUCCUAGGUGUUUUACGGUUAAAUCUUGGUGAUACAAUGUUACAUUAUUUGGUACUAGUCACUGGGUGUAUGUCUGUUGGAAAAAUUCAAGAAUCUGAAGUUUUCCGAGUUACUUCCACUGAAUUUAUAUCGCUACGAAUCGAUUCUUCAGAUGAGGAUCGCAUUUCAGAAGUGCGAAAAGUCUUGAAUUCAGGAAACUUUUAUUUUGCAUGGUCUGCCUCUGGAAUCAGUUUAGACCUGAGUCUUAAUGCACAUCGUAGCAUGCAAGAACACACAACCGAUAAUAGAUUUUUCUGGAAUCAGUCUUUGCAUUUGCAUCUCAAGCACUAUGGUGUGAAUUGUGACGACUGGCUAUUACGUCUCAUGUGUGGAGGGGUGGAAAUCCGAACAAUUUACGCUGCUCAUAAACAGGCAAAGGCUUGCCUCAUUUCACGAUUAAGCUGUGAACGAGCUGGGACCAGGUUUAACGUCCGGGGAACAAAUGAUGAUGGUCACGUCGCCAAUUUCGUAGAAACUGAACAGGUGGUGUACCUAGAUGACUCUGUUUCUUCCUUCAUACAAAUCCGAGGAUCUGUUCCAUUGUUCUGGGAGCAACCAGGAUUGCAAGUGGGAUCUCAUCGUGUCCGGAUGUCAAGGGGAUUUGAAGCCAAUGCGCCUGCUUUUGACAGGCAUUUUAGAACACUUAAAAAUUUAUAUGGUAAACAAAUAGUAGUGAAUUUGCUUGGAUCUAAGGAAGGCGAACAUAUGCUAAGUAAGGCUUUCCAGAGUCAUUUGAAAGCUUCUGAACAUGCGGCUGAUAUCCAGAUGGUGAAUUUUGACUAUCAUCAAAUGGUUAAAGGAGGAAAGGCAGAAAAACUACAUAGUGUUCUUAAACCACAAGUCCAGAAGUUUCUAGAUUAUGGAUUUUUUUAUUUCAACGGAAGUGAAGUCCAAAGAUGCCAGAGUGGUACAGUUCGAACAAACUGCUUGGAUUGUCUUGAUAGAACAAAUAGUGUGCAGGCAUUCCUUGGCUUAGAGAUGCUAGCCAAACAGUUGGAAGCCCUUGGCUUGGCUGAAAAGCCUCAGUUGGUGACUCGCUUUCAAGAAGUUUUUCGGUCAAUGUGGUCUGUGAAUGGGGAUUCAAUCAGUAAGAUAUAUGCAGGAACUGGAGCUCUUGAAGGGAAGGCUAAGACUGGAAAGUUAAAAGACGGUGCUCGUUCUGUUACCAGAACAAUUCAGAAUAACUUCUUUGACAGCUCCAAGCAAGAGGCCAUUGAUGUUUUGCUCCUGGGGAAUACUCUAAAUAGUGAUUUAGCUGACAAGGCCCGGGCGCUUUUAACUACUGGAAGUUUGCGCGUUUCUGAACAGACAUUACAGUCAGCAUCUUCUAAAGUACUAAAGAACAUGUGUGAAAAUUUCUACAAGUAUUCAAAGCCUAAGAAAAUUCGAGUAUGUGUUGGAACUUGGAAUGUGAAUGGCGGGAAGCAAUUUCGCAGCAUAGCCUUCAAGAAUCAGACACUCACUGACUGGCUUCUUGAUGCUCCCAAGUUAGCUGGCAUCCAAGAAUUUCAAGAUAAAAGAAGUAAGCCAACUGAUAUAUUUGCAAUUGGUUUUGAAGAAAUGGUAGAGUUGAAUGCUGGAAACAUUGUGAAUGCAAGCACAACAAAUCAGAAGCUCUGGGCUGUGGAACUUCAGAAGACAAUCUCAAGAGACAACAAGUAUGUGCUGCUGGCUUCAGAGCAGUUGGUGGGCGUCUGUCUGUUUGUUUUUAUCCGACCGCAGCAUGCUCCUUAUAUCAGGGAUGUCGCAGUUGAUACUGUGAAGACUGGAAUGGGAGGUGCAACUGGAAAUAAGGGAGCCGUUGCAAUCCGAAUGCUUUUUCAUACAACCAGCCUUUGCUUUGUCUGUAGCCACUUUGCUGCAGGACAGUCACAGGUCAAAGAAAGAAAUGAAGAUUUUGUAGAAAUAGCACGAAAAUUGAGUUUUCCUAUGGGAAGGAUGCUUUUUUCCCAUGACUAUGUAUUUUGGUGUGGUGAUUUCAACUAUCGAAUCGAUCUACCUAAUGAGGAAGUUAAAGAACUCAUUAGACAGCAAAAUUGGGAUUCUCUUAUAGCAGGAGAUCAACUUAUCAAUCAGAAAAAUGCUGGACAGAUUUUUAGAGGAUUUUUGGAAGGAAAAGUAACCUUUGCACCAACAUAUAAAUAUGAUUUGUUUUCCGAUGACUAUGACACCAGCGAAAAGUGCCGCACCCCUGCAUGGACAGACCGUGUCCUCUGGAGAAGGAGAAAAUGGCCUUUUGACAGAUCAGCUGAAGAUUUAGAUCUUCUAAAUGCUAGUUUUCAAGAUGAAAGCAAAAUCCUUUACACGUGGACUCCUGGCACUUUGCUUCAUUAUGGAAGAGCUGAGCUGAAGACAUCUGACCAUAGGCCUGUUGUUGCCCUAAUCGAUAUAGAUAUAUUUGAAGUUGAAGCAGAAGAGAGGCAAAACAUUUAUAAAGAAGUAAUUGCAGUUCAAGGUCCACCAGAUGGUACAGUGUUGGUUUCGAUCAAAAGUUCUUCACCAGAAAAUAAUUUUUUUGAUGAUGCCUUGAUUGAUGAGCUUUUGCAGCAGUUUGCUAAUUUUGGUGAAGUUAUACUUAUAAGAUUCGUAGAAGAUAAAAUGUGGGUUACAUUUUUGGAGGGAAGCUCUGCCUUGAAUGUUCUAAGCCUCAAUGGUAAAGAGUUAUUGAAUCGGACUGUAACUAUUACUUUAAAAAGUCCAGACUGGAUCAAAAAUUUGGAAGAAGAAAUGAGUUUAGAGAAAAUCAGUGUUACAUUGCCAUCCUCAACAAGCUCUACCCUGCUUGGUGAAGAUGCUGAGGUGACAGCCGAUUUCGACAUGGAAGGUGAUGUUGAUGACUAUAGUGCUGAAGUGGAGGAGCUUCUUCCUCAGCAUCUCCAGCCAUCUUCAAGUUCUGGCCUUGGCACUUCUCCAAGCUCUUCACCCCGCACCAGUCCGUGCCAGUCACCUACAAUAGCUGAGGGUCCUGUGCCAUCCCUUCCCAUCAGACCAAGCAGAGCACCAUCAAGAACUCCUGGACCUCCAAGUUCACAGAGUUCUCCUAAUGACACUCAGCCAGCAGUGCAGCCGCAGCAGAAAGAACCUUCCCAGACUUUAGAGCCCAAGCGGCCACCCCCUCCCCGCCCAGUCGCUCCUCCCACACGUCCAGCUCCCCCACAGAGACCACCUCCACCCUCAGGGGCUAGGAGUCCUGCACCUGCUAGAAAAGAAUUUGGAGGUAUUGGAGCCCCUCCCAGUCCUGGGGUAGCUAGGAGAGAGAUGGAAGCACCCAAAAGCCCUGGAACAACACGGAAAGAUAAUAUAGGACGCAAUCAGCCUUCACCUCAAGCAGGACUUGUAGGCCCAGGAUCUUCUGGAUACAGUGCUGCCAGACCGACGAUCCCGCCCCGUGCUGGAGUGAUCAGCGCUCCACAGAGCCAUGCUCGAGCAUCUGCCGGAAGACCAACUCCUGAAAGCCAAAGCAAACCACCGGAAGCUAGAAAAGGUUCAACUCUCCUGCCUGAGCCACUGAAGCCUCAGGCUUUUCCUCCUCUGCAGCCUUCUCUGCCUCCAUCUUCCCAUAAGUUACAGGAACCUCUUGUCCCUACCGUAGCACCUUUGCCUCAGUCUGGCCCCCAGCCAAAUUUGGAAACCCCACCCCAGCCACCACCUCGGAGCAGGUCCUCCCAAAGCUUGCCUUCAGAGCCUUCUUCACAACUACAAGCAAAAACAAAUGGAGUCCAAGAAGAGUCAAAGAGUGAUCCAUUUGAAGAUCUGCCAUUUAAUCUGCUUGCUAUAUCAAAGGCUCAGCUAUCUGUUCAGACAUCACCUGUUCUAACCCCAGACCCAAUGAGGUUGAUUCACUUGCCUUCUGCAACACAAAGUAAUGAUAAUACUUUGAGUUCUGUAAGCUGCAUGCCGACAAUGCCUCCCAUUCCAGCCCGGAGCAAGUCCCAGGAAAACAUGCGAAGUUCUCCAAACCCAUUUAUUACCAGCCUGACCAGCACAAAUCCUUUCACCGACAGGACCCCUGCUCCUGGAAACCCAUUUAGAGCUGAGUCUCAAGAAUCAGAGGCAACCGCAUGGUUCUCCAAAGAAGAGCCUGUUACGAACAGUUUGUUCCCUUCUCUGAAGCCUCUUAGUCUUACCAGAAGCAUGCCUUCAUCUUCACUUGAUGGCUUUAAGGACAGUUUUGAUCCACAGGGCCAGUCUACAGUAAAAAAUAGCAACCCAAAAGGAUGGGUAACCUUUGAGGAAGAAGAGGACUUUGGUGUGAAAGGGAAGUCAAAGUUAACUUGUCCACAAGACGUACCAGGCAGUCAGCCAGGUUCAUUUUCUGGCCCCAGCGUGACAUUUGAUGAUGACUGGACUAAAGGUACAGAUGUUUCUUUCUGUGCAUUGCCAUCAAGAAGACCACCUCCACCUCCUGUCCCUCUGCUCCCACCUGGCACCAGCCCUCCAGUAGACCCUUUCACAGCCUUGGCAUCUAAGGCGUCACCCACACUAGACUUCACAGAAAGAUGAUGUUGAAUGACAGAGGACAGUUGUUUUCUAGUUUUGGCAGGGUAGAGCCAAAAGAACAGGGCAUUAGUUAUUCAUUAUGUGCAAUAAGUAAUUGUUAAGUGCACUGAUAUCCUCUUAAAUACCACUGUUUGAUGUGUACAAAGUUGGAAUAUGUGUAUAUUGGAAAUAAGGAAAUAUCCUUCACUUUAUUAACUGGAGACUUGGUUGUGUUUCUCUUCGGAUGAAUAGGAGACAGUAGUAGCCCCAAAAAGUGCUUACAACAACUUUAGAAAUAUUUAAUCCUUUUCAGAAAUUCCUUGUCAGUCUUUUCUGAAAGAUCUCUAAAGGCCUACAUGACUUUAGCUGACAUUACUGCCAGCCUUUUCAUAAUCGUUAACAAUUGGUAUUUAUGAGUGUUUACCAAAGAGCUGCCAAAGUUAUAUAGUGAGCAGAGUUUUGAAAGACAUUGCUUUAAAAAAAGGUUGUGUGUGUGCACACAUAUAUACACAUGUGUAUGUAUAUAUAUAUAUAUAUAUAUAUAUACACAUUUACAUAUUUAUAAAACUCAUCAUUUAAAUUCUAAGAUAUAACUCAGACUGAAUUUUGCCUAAAAGUUCUAACAAAGUCCUUUUUUCAGUAUCUCAUUACCAAAAAGAUGGCUGUACAUGUAAUUUGGACAUUUCCUUGACUUUAUUUCCCAAACUAGAAUAAUCUCACUACAGAACUGGAAUUUUCUACCAUUCCACACCCUGCCCCUUAACCUUGUUAUUUUCCACUCUAGCACCUCCAUAUCCUUUUCUCUGGGAGGAGGUUCUUGCAGCUGGAAGCAGCCUGUUCUGUGGUGACUAUCACAUGGAGAAUACACUCGCCCUCUUAGAAAAGCACUACGGCCUUAUAUACAGGAAACGCACAUUCCCCCAGGUUCAGUGAGAAAUAUUAGAGCAGAAUGUGCUCUCUUCUCUCCAAUUAAGCUCCAUGUUUCCCAUUUCCCAGCCACACUUUUCUGUUUGCUGCUUUUGCUCUGGAACUUCGCUUUUAGCAGGGAAAGCAGCCAUCCUCAGAGUACAUAGGGUUGGGGAUGAACCCAGCUUAUGUUCUCUGCCCUAUUACGAAGCUACGUGACACAUUUAUGAUGCUGCUUUAAGGUUUUAGAGGCUGUACCUCAAGUUAGCUGUGGAUUUUGUCUCCUGCACUGCCGAUACGCAACUGAUCCUGCUUUUAUUAAUUUUUUGAGAAGUACACAGAAUUUUUACAGAAUGUAGUAUUUUGAUAUCAUUAAAUAAAACAAUUAGAAAACUCCUUGAGCAAUAGUUGUUUUGUUGUCAGGUUAAGUUAGAAUCAUCUUUACCCAUUAAGACUUAUAUUCAUUUAUGUUCCUUUUAUAUAAAGAGUUGUAUAUGUCCACCUAAACUCCUAUGACCACAUUAAAUCUUUAAAGAAGUACACUGAAGGAAUAUUUAAAAAAAUGACUAAGAGUAUGUAAAACAUAAAAGCACAGCAAACUGCACCGCACUUAAAACAUAAAGCAAAUCUAUUAGAGAAAAGGCACUUUUCUAAAUGCUCAAAUGUUAUCAAAAUACUAUAUUUAUAGAAAUAAUCCUCUCUGUUAACAGCCAGGACUUGCUGUUAGAAAUAACUCUUUUGAGUUUUAUAUUGUGCUUUUGAAGGUUCUAAUCAUUUCAGCAGUAGUGUCUUUUAAACAGCAGUAUUACUAUAAGCAGCGUGCUUCCAAAUGUGAAUUAACUUGUUGGAACUGUGGCUUUAACAUCUGUGUGGUUAGUAUAUAUGGUAUUUGCUCUCCAUAGCAAAGUAACCCAUUGUUCAGUAAACUUCAGUAGUGCACAUUACAGUUCUGUGAGCGAUGUUUCCUAUUAACUAUAAACUACUGUCUAGAAUAUACAUAUCAGCAGCAGCUCAGCCUUUAUCAGGAAAAUUUUAUUUGGCAAGUUGCUGAAAGUGCACAGAGUUAUGAAGGCUGAAGGUAUGCUGCAAGUAACUAUCCAUUAUUCUGUGUAUUAUUAAAUAUUUACCAGUUCUGUUACAGACAGCAGAAUUAGACACUAAGGAUCUCUUUGUGAAUUCUUUGUUCUCUAUAGUAGAUUGCUGUUUAUAUGUAAGAGUUUUAUUGCUUAUGUGGCAUAUAAUAUUUAUAACUAUAUACUUUAUAGAAGUUCAGUAUUAAAGUCAGUGGUAUACAGACAUUCUGUACAUAUCCUGUGAAAUGUGCUGUCAUACAAAAUAAAUAUACCUGUCUUUAC
Messenger RNA from Tupaia belangeri chinensis (Chinese tree shrew), 7108 nucleotides. It is a transcript of the gene SYNJ1, whose product is annotated as synaptojanin 1. Gene Ontology annotation, biological process: synaptic vesicle endocytosis; phosphatidylinositol dephosphorylation. The transcript is spliced from 32 exons. Lineage: Eukaryota; Metazoa; Chordata; Mammalia; Scandentia; Tupaiidae. Gene Ontology annotation, cellular component: perinuclear region of cytoplasm; presynapse. The record is from RefSeq and is a predicted model, not a curated record. Gene Ontology annotation, molecular function: SH3 domain binding; RNA binding; phosphatidylinositol-4,5-bisphosphate 5-phosphatase activity. The coding region runs from base 27 to 4871 and encodes 1614 amino acids.